CUCGUGCUAUAAACACAUCGGUCUUUUAAGCAGCGGUUCGUAACCUUUGUGGUGAUCGGCAUUCCCUUGAGUCUAUAAACAAGUUUCCAUACCCCCUUGAAAUAUGUAGUUUUAUUUCUGUGUGUAGGAAAUUACAUUUAUUGUAAGAAACUACAGAAACUUCGCGCGCACCCCGGAUUAAGAACCACGGAUCUAAGACGUCGCCAAACGGCAGAAAACGAAAACACGGAAGGACGGAAUCGUAUCCUACACAAACGUUUAAUCCUUCAUUCUGUGGGGAGGUAAUCUCCUUAAAAACACUCUUACAUAAGCGAUUCCUAAAUCCAGCGCGAUCAUAAAAAAGAAUUCAAUACUCGCUACCGCAAAGAUCCUACCGUCGAUUCGAGUCACCGGCGUCUUAACGGUCGGGCGUGUGAGGGGCGGGAGGCAGGAUAAACGGAGACGAGAAAGAAGGAGAGAGAGGGAGAGAGAAAAGGUUCUCGAAACCGCAGGAUCCUUAUCGAUACCGUCAGCGCGCAAACCCGUGUCUCGUAGGUCCACGAGAUCGCCGAGGGUAGGAGGUCCGGACCAUAGGUGGAGGAAGGGAGGCGAAGAGAGGGUACCGCGGUGAGGCCCCUCCCUUGUGCCCCCCUCCCGGCGCCCGAGAGGAUCCCUCCGGUCGUCCGGCAGGACCCCCCACCAAAGGUACGACAGGACCCGCGGCCCACCUGUGCCGCGGAUGGACCCUGCACGCUUCUCCGCUGAUCCGACGCACAGUGUGCCCAUAAGGCCCAUUCGAAGUAUACUUACGAGAGCGCACGAGCCUAGCAGGCGCACGAACGAACGAGCGAACGAAGGAACAAACGAACGAACAAGCGAGUGAGUGUGCAAACAAACGAACGGACGAACGAACGAACGAACGAACGAACGAACGAACGAACGAGCGAACCGAGCGGCCGAUCGAGCGAACGAAGUGGGACCGCAGAAAAUAAUCAGCGGUGGGGGGUGAUUCAAGAAUCGACGUGGACACCCUCGCCUUCCAAAGUCAUUCACCUAACGGUCAUCGCCGCGUCAAGAAUCUUCUUCAUGUUCGUUCUUCUUCUUACCGAUCAUCCUUCCGUUAUCCGGCCGGCAUGAAGGGACUCGUUCGUUUUUCCGCUGUCAGUGUACUCCGAUCAUCCAGUAGAGACACUUGGGCCUGUCGGGAGGAUACCAAAGGCGGACAGCGGGAUUUACUCGUGUUUUCCGUACAAUAAACUGCUCGGUGACCCAAAGUGACGUUCGUUGUAUAGUGAGCAUUGUUUCGACUUUUCCCGCGCACCGGAUGUACCACGCACGGCGCCCGGUUGUUGACUGAAAUAGUGGGCCACGUUACGACCUGUGUUGUUUGGUUAGUUUGUUUCGCCAGUGACCGCUUGAUUUUCUCGACUUUCAAGGCACUGACAGUACCCGACGCACCGGUGGCUACAGCCGGUCGGUCAAAGUGCCACUGAAAUCGGUUGGUGACGGUUCCGUGGAAGGAUACGGUGGUUAUGUGUUGGAAAGUGGAUUUUUCUGGAGGACAGGAACACGUUAUGCACCAUCGCUGAUGAUCGAAGAACUUUAGAAGUUAGACCACAGUGACUAAAAAAGAUGAACCAACAAUGCAAGGUGUGCGGUGAGCCCGCGGCCGGCUUCCACUUCGGAGCGUUCACCUGCGAGGGCUGCAAGUCGUUCUUCGGGAGAUCUUACAACAACCUGAGUAGCAUCUCGGACUGCAAGAAUGGCGGCGAGUGCGUGAUCAACAAGAAAAAUCGAACAACUUGCAAGGCGUGCCGGCUCAGGAAGUGUCUCCUGGUCGGCAUGUCCAAGUCUGGUUCGAGGUACGGUCGCAGAUCGAACUGGUUUAAAAUACACUGUCUUCUUCAAGAGCAACAACAGCAGCAGCAUCAACAUCAGCAGCAACAUUAUCAGUCGAGCAUGCUUACUCAACCGUUACUCCAGCCACAACUCAAACCUAUAAGCCCGCCUUUAGGUAUGCAUAUUGGGCAACGGAAGGACGAAGUUCUGAUGCUAGGCAUAGACGACUACAAGAUUUCAACAUCGCCUAGUAUCAGUUCGCCUGAAUCACACAACAGCGACAGUUCGAUAGAGAUGUCGGAAAGACGAGCGACGUACUCGGGACAUCCAGGAUACCGGCCAUUGCAUUCCCAUUUGCAACCCUCCGUGGCUGACUUGUCGGCGCUGAGCAAGGAGAUGAUGACGAACUUGCCUCUAGGAUUCCACCUGGGCGGAAUGCCCCUUUUACCUCCAGCCUUCCUGCCACCACCGAAUCUCAAUAUGUUCUCUCCAUAUCAUCUGUAUCCACCUCACGGCAACCCUCACCCUUUGGUACAUAACCACCCUACGAGCCUCAUGCAUCACUCACCAGUGAUCGAAGAAGUGCCUAAUGUGUUUGCUUCGGCAACAACCACCACCAACACGAUGCUCGAAAUUGAAAACAAGGAAUCAUGCGAGUACAAUAACAAUAACGACAGUUACGCUCACAAUCAAAACGUGCAAACCACGGUGCGAACGUCCUCCCCAAACGCAGAAACUGAUGACGCGAGUACUAAAAGAUUUUACUUAGACGCGGUGCUGAAGAGCCAACAGUCAAACACAGAGAGUCCUUCAGGAUCCACGAAGCACUCUGAAGAUGAUUCUCCGGCCUACAGCCCGGAACUUGAACCGGACAGUCCACCGCCGCAGGAUAAUCCGAUGGACCUGUCAAUGAAGCAAUUGACCUCCCCCGCGAAGGAGGAUUUCGACGAAGACGAUGAAAUGAAUAUGGGAAACAUGAGUGAUACGGGCAGUCCGCCGCGAAAAAAGAAGCCCGCUCCGAUUGACUUAACAAUAAGAUCCUAGAGAAGGAACAUUUAACGAUGCCCUUGUUUUAGGUCUUGAAAGAAAACUAGUUAAGAACCCAUAUUCGCUUCCUCGUCUGAACCUCAGCCGGCAGUUCGAAUUUAAAUUCUCGUAGAAGGUACAAUUGGAAAUCCCCGUUUCCCUCCUUAUAUAAGAAUUACCAUAUCGUAAGGGAAACAAUAGAGAAUCCACAUUCGCUUCCCCGUAUGAACCCCGGCCGGGAGUUCGGAUUUCAGUUCGCGUGAGAGAAACAAUUGAGAGUCCACAGUUGCUGCCUCGUAUGAACCUCAAUCGGGAGUUCGAAUUUAGGUUCUCGUAAGACCAAUUAAGAAUCCACAUUAGCUUCCACGUAUGAACCCAAGCUCAGAGUUUAUAUUUAAAUUCUCGUAAAAGAUACAAUUGAGAACCCACGUUCUAUUUCUUAUAUAAGAAGAAUUGAAUUCUCGUAAGAAAACUAAUUGAGCUCACAUUCGCUUCGUCAUAUGAACCCCGGCCGAGAGUUCGGAUUUAAAUAAUUGAUAGCCCACAGUCGCUGCCUUGUAUAUACCUCAGUCGGGAGUUCGAAUUUAGGUUCUCAAAAGGACACUAAUUAAGAAUCCACACUCGCUUCCACGAAUGAACCCCAGGUGGGAGUUUAUAUUUAAAUUCUCAUAAAAGACGCAAUUGAGAAUCCAAAUUCUCUUUCUUAUAUGAGAAGAAUUGAAUUCUCGUAAGGGAACCAAUCGAACCCACAUUCGCUAUCUCGUAUGAAUCCCAUCUUGGAGUUCAUAUUUAAAUUCUCGUGAAAGAAGCAAUUGAGAAUCCAAAUUCUCUUUCUUAUAUGAGAAGAAUUAAAUUCUCGUAAGAGAAGCAAUCGAACCCACAUUCGCUAUCCAACAUGAACCCUAUUUGGGAGUUCAUAUUGAAAUUCUCACGAAAGAAGCAAUUGAGAAUCCACGUUCUUUUUUAUUAUAUGAGAAGAAUUGAAUUUUCAUAGGGGAACCAAUCGAACCCACAUUCGCUAUCCAGCAUAAUCCCCAUCAGGGAGUUCCUAUUUAAAUUUUCGUAAAAGAUAAAAUUGAGAAUCCACGUUCUCUUUCUUGUAUGAGAAAAAUUGAAUUCUCGUAAGAGAACCAAUCGAAUCCACAUUCGCUAUCCCGUAUGAACCCCAUCUGGGAGUUCAUAUUUAAAUUCUUGUGAAAGAUGAAAUUGAGAAUCCACGUUCUCUUUCUGAUGUGAGAAGAAUUGAAUUCUCGUAAGGGAACCAAUCGAACCCGCAUUCGCUAUCCAGCAUGAACCUCAUUUAGGAGUUCAUAUUGAAAUUCUCGUGAAAGAAGUAAUUGAGAAUCCAAAUUCUUUUUCUUGUAUGAGAAAAAUUGAAUACUCGUAAGAGAACCAAUCGAACCCACAUUCGCUAUCCCGUAUGAACCCCUAUCUGGGAGUUCCUAUGUAAAUUCUCGUAAAAGUUGGAAUUGAGAAUCUACGUUCUCUUUCUUGUAUAAGAAAAAUUGAAUUUUCGUAAGGGAACCAAUCGAACCCACAUUCUCUAUCUCGCAUGAACCCCAUCUGGGAGUUGAUAUUUAAAUUCUCGUAAGAGAUUCAGCGAGCAUUCACAUUCGAACCCUCGUAAGAGACCCAGCGGUGCGUUUACAUUCAUAACUUUGUUUCUACAAAAGCAGAAAGCAGUCGGCCCGAAAGAAAGCCGCCUGUUUUCCAAAUAGGGCGCGCACGAGAUCGAAUACUUGAUAUUGUAAUCAAUUACGUUUUCCGUAUCCCCUCCGCGUUGCCGAUCAUCGAACGUCAAUUAGAAGACUCUCGAUGGUCGACCGAGAUUCCCAGAACAGCACCGCCGGUAUAUAUAUAUAUAUCGUUAAUUGCAUUCCGGUUGAGCUGGAAUUGCUCAUAGGCGGAGGGGCGGGAGAAUCGCGGCGACCGUCGCGCGGGAUCUCAGCGACAAAUCAUUCGUGCCGAAUCGUUAAACGUGAUCCGCACGGUCCCGCGUAAAUAGCCGCGACCGGUCGAGGGAAGAAUGAAGGAUUAACGUCUUAAUUCCGGGUAAUCACAGCGCGGGGAUCGCGAGUCGCCGAUCGAUGGCCGGCUGUUGCGCAAAAGCCAAUCGACUUUAACGAGAGUCCUCCGGUUUAAUUAACGAUCACGCGCGAGUCGGUUCUCUCUAGCGGCGAUCGCGCGAUGGAGCCGGUGACGCGCUCACGCUGCAAGCGGAGAAGAGGGCAGCGCAGCGCAUCGCGCCUUGAUAAACACGUCAAACUGCGGGGUGCACGUGUUCGGAACGUGCGUUACAAACCGGCGGUACACGUGUAGAACGUUGCCAGCCGCUUUAUCUUACAAGCGUUCGACGCCUGCCAAUGUAAACGCCUCCGUCGCGUCGCUGCGACCGAUCCGCCGCCUCUUCUCUGCUCUUUUGUCCCAGCGAGCCCAUUCCCGUGAUUCCCAGGAAUCUCCGCCGAUACGGGAACCGCGGGGCGAUCCCCGAUAGGCCUCGCCCUUGGAAUCCAUCAUUGUCCGCGCGAAUACCAGGAGCCGCGGGAAUUUUCGGUGAAAUUCCUAUUACUUUUGCCGGCCCAGACGCAUUCUACUUGUCAAGCGGACGAUACUUUUCCCGCCUCUUCAAACCCGCGCCGCCUGGGACUAGGACUCGUCGAACACAGAUUUGCUUUUAGCACGAGCAGCAAGACACGCCACGAAGACGACGACCCUCUCCGGUCCCUGAAAUGUUAGCGCCGAGGCGGCAGAAGACUUGAGAAGAGUGUCCUAUGACAAUUUCGGCGCAACGAAGAAUACACUGGGUGUUCUUCUGGAAGAAAUGACGGAUGCAAAUCAACGUCAUACUCUGUAGCUAGUUAUCAUUACGAAUUUCAUUGGAAACUGUUUAUGUGGAAGCAGCCGGAUAAAACGAUGCAAGAUUGAGGUCCGUAGAGCAUCGUUAUGCGAAGAAGCUGAUAAGCCUGUGUAUAGAAUUUGUAAAUAAUUAGCAAGCGUAUGUUUCCCGAGAGCGUUUGGUUUAACACGUUGAGCGCGGCUUCGGUCUCCGGGGACACUUUAAAUUCGAAGGCCAAUAUUUUAUAAACUAUAACAUAUUAAAAAAAGUAUAUCGUCGUGAACUUGGUGCCUUUCAAAACAAUUUUAAACAAGAGCAUAGUUUUUUCGUUGUCACUCUUGUUUACAAAAACACCUAAGUAUAAAGCAAUGACAACGGAAUAUCCGCGUUCAACGUGUUAUCGACGAGGUUGAUCGUGUGUUCCCUCGUUUCCAGCGUCCCGGCGCAACGACGAUUACUGUUACUGGUUUUCUAUACACAUACUGUUUGGUUUAGCCACUUUGUUAACGAGGUAGUCAAUGAAAUGGCCAGUAUUUUAUGUUUUGGAUUGAUUAUUGUUGAUCGCGGACAUAGACUUCGAAAACGUGCAAUUAUAGGUUGUACACUAUUUAAUUAUGUCCCAUUGGCGAGUGCGGGGACAUCGUAGGACAUUUGAUUCGUAAAAAAGUAUCUCUAUUAGCGAUUAAAUUGUAUGUAUUUAAUAGGCGAACGUGCGAACGGGACCCGGGCCAGUACUUACUUGUACAUAGGUUAAUGAAUUACACUGUUCAGAGUAAUCAGAAGAUCUUCGAACGUAGAAAAAAUUAGUAUAUAUUAAGCAGUAAGUCUAUCGGAUAUUGAUUAUCAUGCACAUAAUAAAACGAUCCCCGAAUUAUCCUGAGCAGUAUAUUUCGUUGUUUUUAAAUAAUUUUAUAAAUCGAUCACCGACCACACUUUGCGAAUUAAAAAUAGAAGUAUAAUUAUACAUUAAAUACGAAUCUCGGCGUACACGUUGCUAUAAACUCUUUUUUAGACCGACGGACGAUUACGAAGCCACGCUAUCCUGCAAGUAAAGUACAAACCCAUCGAUCUUUUGUGCCUUGCUCGGGAAUGAUUUGGAAUCACACGUAUCGACAUCUAGGCUGGCCAAGAAACCGACGCACGUUGAGACUUCAGCGCACACCUGUAACGCAUCGACCAUUAAAUUGUAGGAUUAGCGAUUCAUUAGAAUUACGGAAGCCACACACUGCCACGCUGAACUAGUUAACGCGCGAAACUAGGCAGACGUAUCAUGUCGACUAUUUCUUAUAUAAAUUUCGAGAGAAAUGAGGAAAAGAAAUUUUUUUUAGAAUUACAGUCCAUUCGGAUUUCGAUUAUAAUGCGAAAAUCAAAUCGGCCGUUAGAUUUUAAAAUUUCUGAUGUUCGCGGAAUUUAGUGGAUGUUGAUAUUUGAUGAAUAAUUGGAACAAAAAUGAGAAAUAAAUAUGUUAAUUUUUAUACAAAAACCUUAGAUACAUUUUCAAUUUUAAUUGUUGUAUUUAAAUAUAAUUAUCAGAGGUUUCGUUUUAAAGAGACGCAAUCAAUGUUCAGGACCAAUUUAAUAUAA
Messenger RNA from Nomia melanderi (Alkali bee), 7264 nucleotides. RefSeq names its product knirps-related protein. The record is from RefSeq and is a predicted model, not a curated record. NCBI's taxonomy places the organism in Eukaryota, Metazoa, Arthropoda, Insecta, Hymenoptera, Halictidae. Gene Ontology annotation, biological process: regulation of DNA-templated transcription. Gene Ontology annotation, molecular function: sequence-specific DNA binding; zinc ion binding; DNA-binding transcription factor activity.